UAUUGAGUUGAAGGCGGAAGGCAGAAGGCAGUCGAUCUCGUUGGAAAGUAGGAGAGGUGCGGUUUGUCAUUCGGGUUUUUGACAGCACAACUACAGUGUCACAGCUUGGAGAAGCUUGUAUGGAUUGGAUGUGUGACUAAACUGCAUCUGUAUGUAGGUUUUGCGCGUGCCCGCUUAGCGCCGUCGUGCGUAAAGAAUCGGGAAAUCAGUGAGGAAAAGUCCAUUCGGUUUUGGUGUGCGUGCGUCGUAUGCAGUUUUGAGUUUGCGGAGGUUUUCCUUGAGCGGUCGGUGCUGUUGCCUUUCUGUCGCGAAAUUGUCUGUUUUUUGGGGCAAUUAGUGGGUUUUCUGUCUCAAAUUUACGGAGAAAAUGCAUUGAAAAUUGCAAGGCUAGUGAAACCAGGUGUAAUGCGCCAGUGAAAAUUGGAACGCAUCGGUGAGUGCGGGUUAGCAAGAGUGCAGUGCUGUGCAAUUUUCGUGUUGUGUAUAUCAUCUCAGUUUUUCGGUGUGUCAGACCUGGCUUUCGGGAGUGCGGGAAGGACCUGUCUAGCAAGCGGGCUAUUCAUUUUGUGCACUCACUUCAUCGGCAAUCCGGUAAACUUUGAUUAAGGAAAAUGUCGACCAGAUCACAGCUUACGAAGGAUUUAAAUGAUAGCGUUAAAUCAAUUUUGGGCCGCCACACAAAAAUCCUUGUCAAAUAUAUGGUGAAAUUGGAAACGAAGGGCGACAAAACAGAAAACCGUGUUCUGGUUUUCACGCCCGUUCGAAUCUACCUCCUUAUUGCCAAAGUUCCCACAAAGAUUGAAAGUCAUUUCCAUUAUUUAGAUAUUCAAGCAGUCGAAAGCAAAAAGCCAACACAUUUUUCAAUUAUAACUAAUGAUAGAACAUAUACAUUUGCAACAACAGGUGAUGCAGGAAAUUUCAGCUCAAAUGCCGAUGUUAUUCUCACAGAUUUGGCAUCUGCAAUUAAGCAGAUUUUUCCUACAGUCCCGCUCAAAUACAUCAUAAGAAAGAUUGACGUUCAACCGAUAGAACGCGAACCAAUAUUCUCAGACGAAUUAAGGCCUUCAGAUCCACGAAAUGUAGGCCCAUGUGGUGGAUUUAGCACCCAGUAUGGUUGUAUGUGCGAUUAUCAUGGUGUUCCGUAUAGAGAGGAAGUGGCGUGGGACAUCGAUACAAUUUAUCUAUCACAUGAUACACGAUUGUUAAACUUAAGAGAUUUCGAUCACCUAGAGCCUAAGGAUUUAAUGGCUAUCGUUUCGGCAUUGGAAUAUAAUACGUUUUUUCGUGGGCUAAAGGCAACUCACAUGCGACUAUCGCAUGAAACAUUGGAGAGAAUAUUACACGUAUUGAAACGGUCUAUGUGGCUGGAAGAACUACAUUUAGAAGCACUAGGCUUAAGGUCUGAUUUUCUUCAUAAGUUGGCUGUAUCUGUGAUUACCAAUAAUAACCCCGCUGUUCGUACUAUCGAUUUAAGUCAUAAUUUAAUUGAGGAUAAAGGUGCAAAUUCGCUAAGUGCUCUACUUGGAAAGUUAGUGCAAGGCGCAAUACAUCUUGCUGGCCCAAUAGCAAAAGUAUCAAAAGGAUUAUGCAAAUUAGCACUUUCACAUUGCGGUUUAACAUCGAAAGGAGUGAAUCAGAUGUCGCAUUCGCUUUCAUUGAAUCAAAGCAUUUCUAGUUCGCUAACAUAUUUAGACUUAAGUGGAAAUAGUUUAAAGGAUGAUAUAACUAAUUUGCAUAAUUUUUUGGCACAACCAAACGUUUUAGAAUAUUUGGAUUUAUCGGCGACUGAUACAACAUUAGAAAACCUAUUCGGUGCACUUUUACGUGGCUGUUCCACUCAUCUUGUACACUUAAACGUUUCACACAAUUCAUUUAGUACAAAAAAGGGAAAGGAAAUACCUCCGUCAUUCAAACAGUUUUUUACGAGCACAUUAAGCCUAAAGCAUUUAAAUAUUGCUGGUUGCAAACUACCUAUGGAAGCGUUGAAGAACUUACUACUUGGGCUGGCAUGUAACGAAUCGACUGCCGGAUUAUACUUAGAUUUAAGUUGUAAUUCAUUGGGUGCUCAAGGGGCUCAUGUUUUAGAGUCCUGCAUACAUGGCGUACGUGUAUUACAGAGUUUAGAUAUAGGGGACAAUAAUUUGGAUGCUGAAUUGGCUUCAGUGUUAACAGCAAUUUCGAAGAAUCCAUCGAUACGAUGUCUGCAUAUGAGUCGAAGUUUGACUGGUAUGAAACCGAAACAUAUACCUACCGUUAUGGACGCAUUAGUCAAUUUGAUACAAAAGGACGACUUUCCUCUAACGGAAUUAAUUUUGUCAGAUAACAAAUUGAAAAAUGAUAUACACGAUUUUAUAAAUGCCUUAGGAAGCAAUCAGAGUUUGCAAAAAUUAGAUAUAAGCGGCAAUUACAUGGGAGAUGUUGGAGCUCGCCUUCUAGCUAAAGCUCUUCAAAUAAACAAUAAGUUAAGAGUAAUUUUACUAGAUCGAAACAAUAUUACACUUCAAGGAUAUUCGGAUAUAGUUUACGCAUUGGAAAACAAUUUGUCUGUACGAUACAUUCCCUUUCCUAUUUUCGAUAUUGCUCCGUGUCUCAAAAGUCAUCCAGAAAGAACUGACACAAUUAUGCGCAGAAUGCAAGAAAUUUUGCAACGAAAUGGAUCUGGCCUGAAACGCACAAACGGACAAGGAUUUCGACUGCAACAUGGUUUCAUGCUGUCGUCGACACACCAACUAGUAGAUAAGCUUGUGAGCGAAACACAAGAAACUAUGUCGUUGGCACGUGGUAGUGAUUCUUCAGCUGUGCAGCGUCUUAUCGAAGAUGCGGAGAAUUGCAAACAAUUGAUGCCGAAACUACAAGAGGCAGUUCGAUGUGAUCCGCACCCAAUUGAAAUAAAACUUAAUAAAGUCGCAGCGGACCUAAGCCAGACAGUUCGAGAUUACCUUGAAGACACCAUCGAAACAAUGAUUCGAACAGGGAUUGAGCAAUGUCCGAAAGCGCUAGGCAAUCAAAAUGUUAUUAACGACCUGCGGAAAGUGCUGAAUGAGCGGCUUGUGAUCUCGGAUGAGUUUCUGCAGUUGUGUUUGAUCAACAAUGCUGGCGGUGAAAUGAUGAAUAAAAUCAAUGAUAUUGAACAAUCAGCAGCUGCUACGAUUUCUGAUCGCGCGACAGACGAAGUGGUUGAUGCAUUGACGCGAUAUAAACGUGGUCUUGCAAUUUCUGACUCUCCAAGUGUUUUAGAUGAACCUCAAACACCGGAUAUUGUGCGGAGCCGAUCUAGUCAUGAUUCUGAUGGAUUAAUCUCAAGCUCCCGAGGUCUAAAUCUUCCAAAGCUUGGACUUGAUUCACCAACAAAAUUGGAAUAUCUAAACCUUGCAACACCCUUGCUACCAUCAAAAAGACGAUCAAUUGCUCGCAAAAUACGGCCACAAUCCGUGGUAGAGAAUUUAAGUCUAGGUCACAUCCCUGAUCUUCUUGAAUCGCCUUCUUCGAGACGGAGUUCGAACACAUCGCAUGAUAAACGCGAAGAUGAAUGCUGUGAUUCUAUAACUGAGCUUCCUAGUGCGUCGUUUCAAUUACAACAUUUAGUUAAAGGUCGUCCAAAACGGGCAAAAACUCGAGCUCCAUCACGAAAUGUUUUUAACGAUCCUGCUACCAAGGAAAUUGGUGAAGGCCUGGAGCAAUUUUUCAGACCUGGGUCUGUAACACCUACAACACUUACUCCGCUAGUCUCUCCAACGUCAGAGGAAUGCAGUUCGUUGAGUUUCGUAGAUAGUCCAACCAUGAGCAGAGAUGACAAUGGCCGAUUUAAUAGUUUGACUUCAGAAGAGACAACACCUAUUUUGGAGGAAAGAAAGCAUGUUAAGUUGGAUCGGAGUUCGCCACUUUUAAAAGGUGUUUCAUGGACCACGCGGUCUCGUUCAACGGACAAUUUAGAGAAGUAUUCACCGUUAGUUGGACGAAAAUCUCCUCUUAUAAAAAUGCGUACAGAAGGCCAGGAUGAUCGUACCGAUCGAUUGCCAAUGCCAAACAGAGACGAAAGAAUGCGUUCGCCGAGUAGUGAAUCAAUUAAAAGCCAUGCUGGUGGCGGCGACACAGUCAUUUAUAAGACGGGAAAUGGAAUUAUAAAGACACCCAUCGUCCUUCAAAAGCCACGACCUUGGUCAGUGGUUGGAAAUGAACCCAAAUCGGGGGACUUCAAUUCUGAAUCGAAUAAAACCACACCAGAACAAAAUGAAACAGACGUUGAUGUGGUUCCCUUCAGUCAAGCACAUAGUGGCUCCAUAGUUGGGAUAAGCCCCGGUACAGCUUUAUCUUCAGGGGGCAGUAUUGUUGGAAUUACGCCAGGUGCCGCACUUGAAAAAAAGUCUGUGAAGGAACUUGCUGCCGGUUUGAACCGAAGUGAACUUAUGAAAAAGCCCCAAGCUUUGCCUCGGAAGAAACUUCCGGCAAACGAUAACAGUAACAACCCUCCUAAAUUGAGCGAUAGUAUGUCAACCACAACAGUUAUUUCAUCUUCAUCGUGUACAACAACCAAUUCUAGUGUGAGGACAGAAGUGGAAAGCGGCGAACGGACAGAAGUAAAAAAGAUCGCUGGUAAAAAUAUAACGACAAUGUUUGAGGAGAAAUUAGUUGAAGGCCUGCAACGAUCUUCAUUCCGCAACACAAUUUAUCGUGAAGCACAAUACAGUAAAGACGAUACCGUUGAUGUUUAGUGUAAAAAUCGAUAAAGGGAAAUAAAUACAUGAAGUCGCUCUAUCGAAAACUAUGGUUUACCCGCCUGUUAUAUUUUUCAGUUCUAAACUGCAUUCUUUUAAAAUAUUCCGAAUCAUAAACAAAAUACAUAUAGUAUUGAUAUUUACAUGAAAACAUAUUACGUCAAAAUAAUUUUAUUUACGUGUCUCAUGAUCAUAUGAUUUCUCAAUAUUUUUCAUCUCAUUUCAUCUAUUUGUGCAAUUAUAUUUGAUAUGGAUAUUUUUUACAUUUGAAGGAGAAUAGGAGGAAAGGAGAAGAAACAAUAAAAGUAUGUUUACAAUAUGUGGUAACGUUUUAUAUGCUAGAAUAUAUUCAAUUUCUAUUCCAUUUAUACAUUAGUCUCGGAAGAAAAGAAUGAAUUAUAUGAACAAUCUACAUUUAAUCGUGUAUAAUGACAAGUUGCGUUAAUAUUUAUUACGUCGUAGCCUAAGAUAAUAAAUGUAUUAAUAAAACAAUUAUGGUUUCCAAA
This is a messenger RNA of Hermetia illucens (black soldier fly), 5221 nucleotides long. RefSeq names its product F-actin-uncapping protein LRRC16A (gene LRR). Gene Ontology annotation, cellular component: plasma membrane; lamellipodium. NCBI's taxonomy places the organism in Eukaryota, Metazoa, Arthropoda, Insecta, Diptera, Stratiomyidae. The coding region runs from base 612 to 4712 and encodes 1366 amino acids. The transcript has 25 exons. The record is from RefSeq and is a predicted model, not a curated record. Gene Ontology annotation, biological process: regulation of Arp2/3 complex-mediated actin nucleation; cell migration. Gene Ontology annotation, molecular function: protein binding.